Molecule: messenger RNA, 408 nt
Organism: Ostertagia ostertagi
Lineage: Eukaryota; Metazoa; Nematoda; Chromadorea; Rhabditida; Trichostrongylidae
Source: the annotation of a GenBank genome assembly
AUGCAAUACCUUAUUGUGUUAGCCUUGGUCGCCGGCUCAAACGCCUUCCUCUUCGGCGGUGGCGGCUGUGGCGGUGGAUGCGCACCUCCUCCACCACCUCCCCCACCAUGCGGUUGUGGCGGCGGACUGGGACUCUCACACUUCUUCAACUUCCCACUACUUUCCCCAUGCGGAGGUGGUUGUGCUCCUCCUCCGCCACCUCCUUGUGGAGGUGGAUGUGGUGCUCCUCCACCACCUCCUCCUCCACCACCAUGUGGAGCCCCUUCAGGAUGCGGCGGCGGCGGUGGUUACGCUCCUCCAAUGAACUACGCUGCUCCUCCAAUGAACUACGCUGCUCCUCCCGUGCACUAUUCUGCUCCUUCCAUGAACUACGCUGCACCUCCACAAAACGCCUACGUUGGAAAAUAG